AAGAGUCCCCCAAGAUCAGAACACCUCAAGAAACACCAGCGGAAACCCACAGGGAAGAAAUCUCACCACUGCUCUGACUGUGGGAAGACCUUUUCAAGAUUAUAUACAUUACAAUCACACCAGAGAAUUCACACUGGAGAGAAACCUUUCAGCUGCGAUCAAUGUGGGAAAAGUUUUGUUACAUCUGGCUGUCUGACUAUACACCAGAGAACACACACAGGAGAGAAACCUUAUAGCUGUGGUCAAUGUAAAAAGAGUUUUGUUACUUCUAGCUGUCUGACGAUACACCAGAGAACACACACAGGAGAGAAACCUUAUAGCUGUAAUCAAUGUGGGAAAAGUUUUGUUUCAUCUAGCCGUCUGACAAUACACCAGAGAACACACACAGGAGAGAAAUCUUACAGCUGUGAUCAAUGUGGGAAGCGUUUUGUUUCAUCUAGCCAUCUGACUAUACACCAGAGAAUACACACAGGAGAGAAAGCUUACCACUGCUCUGACUGUGGAAAGAGUUUUUCUAUCUCAGGAAAUUUUAAAUCACACCAGAGAACACACACAGGAGAGAAACCUUAUAGCUGUAAUCAAUGUGAGAAGAGUUUUGCUCAAUCAAGCAACCUGAUAGCACACCUGAGAAUACACACUGGAGAGAAACCUCACUGCUGCUCUGAGUGUGGGAAGACCUUCUCAAAAUUAUAUACAUUACAAUCACACCAGAGAAUUCACACUGGAGAGAAACCUUAUAGCUGCUCUGACUGUGGAAAGAUCUUUUCAAAAUUAUAUACAUUACUAUCACACCAGAGAACACACACAGGAGAGAGGCCUCAUCGCUGUAAGCAAUGUGGGAAGAGUUUUAUUCGCUCAAGCUGCCUGAUGGUACAUCUGAGAAAACACACAGGAGAAAAAUCCUUUAGCUGUGAUUAAUGUGGGAAGAGUUUUACAACAUCUAGCUAUCUAACUAUAC
Molecule: messenger RNA, 958 nt
Organism: Salvelinus namaycush (lake trout)
Lineage: Eukaryota; Metazoa; Chordata; Actinopteri; Salmoniformes; Salmonidae
Product: zinc finger protein 2 homolog
Exons: 1
Biological process (GO): regulation of transcription by RNA polymerase II
Molecular function (GO): DNA-binding transcription factor activity; RNA polymerase II cis-regulatory region sequence-specific DNA binding
Source: RefSeq, a predicted model, not a curated record